AUGGAAAUUCUCCCGCCGUCAACUACCCGUCAGCCGGCUAUUCCGGGCCGGCCGGAGCAAUCAGAGGAGUACGCAUGGGUUCCAGGUCUAAUCGACGCGGCGACGAUCGAGAAGCUCGAGCGCGUAGGUAUGACAUGGGGCCCUCUGACCGGCCUCCCGUGGGGAGCUCCCAUCCCUCUGCUUCUCCUAACAGCCUUCUGCACCACUCUGCACCGAUACAACCCCAGGCGGAGGGAUUUCCCCGUGGGAGUGUCGUUCGGGUGGUAUAUACUGCAGGCGGAAGACGUGGACGAUGAGCCGCCACCGGCGGACGCGCACAAGGGCGGGGGAGGGGGAGGGGGAGGGGGAGGAAGAGGCGGGGGAAGGGGGCACGGUGACGCUGGCGCUGGCGGCCACCGGCAGUCGCUUUUCUCCGAUAGUGAGGUCUCCGAUUCCGAGUUCGAGUCGUCCCGCCAGGCCACGCGGUUGUCCGCGAUCGGCGGCGGCGGCGGCGGGGCCGGAGGAGGAGGCGGUGCGGGAGGAGCGCUAGCAGCGGUGGCGCGCGCGGCGUACCAGUCAUCCGCAGGUCCGGGCGGGGGCGUGGGAGCAGGCAAGGGAGGAACCAUCCCGCAGGGAAUGCGGCCAGGCGGACUAGCCACAGGACUCCUUUCCACCAUGGUUGGCGCAAUGGCUGGGGGAGGGGCAAAACCCGUAGCAGCAGGCGCAGGCGCAGGAGCAGCUUCCGCGAAACCCGCGGGCGGCGGGCUGAUGCGGCUGUGGCAGGGGGGGAAGCUGUACGACGCGCCGCCGUCGGGGCAGGAUCUUAGGGUUAGCUGGCGCGCUAACGGGCUGUUUCACGACACUAUAUCGGACGCGAUGAGCUCCAUAACGAGUUUUUCCGCCGUAGGAGAGGAGGACGAGGAUCAACUACUGGUGGUGAACGUGGAAAUGGAUAACUUACCCGCGCGCGCCCUGCAAGCGGACAACCUACUCCCCCCUUCCGCGCUCCCCCCUGCUGCUGCGCCCCCAGGCGCGGUUCCGCGCCAGGGCAGUCUGGGGGCGGCGGGUUUGCCGUCCAUGGGGUUGGCGAAACAGCACAGUCUCAAAUCGGACCCGGGAACCGUGUCAGGGGCGGGCGCAUCCGGGGCGGGCGUAUCUGGGGUAGGUGCAUCCGGGGCGGGUUGUUCCGACAGGGACGUGACUUUGCUUGAGAUGCUGGCGCACGUGGGAUCGCGGCUGUUUGAAGCGGUAGGAAGCGCGGAAGAAGGGGGAGGCGCAUCCGGGGUAGGUCACAGCGGUGGGUUAGAUAACCCUACGAGAGACCACAGCGGCAGUUUGGCAAGGUCGUUAGGUGGGGGGCCGGGGGAGGGGCGGAGUGUGCGGGCGGGGGGGAGGGGCGUGUCUGGGGAUGGCAUGUCUGAUGUGGAUAGAGAGAGCGUGGGGCGGGGGACGGCUAGAUCAGCGUCAACAGCAAGGAGUAGGGUGGCUGCUGCCAGUGCAGCUGCAGUUGCGAAAGGGUUUCCGGCCUUUUUCAAAUAUUUCGCGUAUGGGAUUGAUAGGCAGACGAUUGAAGAGGAAGGGGAGGAUAUACCGUCGUGCGGGCUGGCAGGGUUGUUUGUCCCCGGGUCGAAAAAGAAAGCGGUGCUGAUUCGGUGGCGGUAUGAUGUGUCUAAAUACGAUGAAUCUACCGUGGCGAGGCUGAGCGCGAAUUUUUGUUUUCUGGUGGAGCGGAUUGCGUCUCUGCCGUCGAUCGAGGCGCUGCCGAUUUAUUACCUGCCCGUGCUGACCGACGCGGAAAGAGAGCAGCUAGAGGACAAAUUUUCCGGGCGGCUGGUGCCGCAUGCGUUUUGGCAUGAGGAGGAAGAAGGGAGGAAGCUUCUGCUGGAUGUUGGGGGGUAUAGGGAUGGGAGGGGGGUGGGUUCUAGCGCCAGAGGGGGGGCAGCUGGCGGAGCAAGGGCAGGCGGAGGCGGAGGCGCAGGGGGAGGGGGGGGCGCGGGGGGAGCAGGGGCAGCGGGCAGUGUGGUGACAUCAGGAUUCGACACGGUGACAGAUCUGUCGGAUGCGGCGCCAGGGAGUGUGGGCAGGGGGGCGAGGAGCAGGGGCCGGGGCCUGAAUGUGCGCGAUCGCACCCUGGUGGAUCUGUUUGAACGGCAGGUGAAGGUGAAUCCUGCUGCCACUGCGCUGCUGCUGCUGCACCGGGGGAGAGGGCGCGGGGGCACGGGCGGAGGGGGGUCAUGGGGAGGUGGAGCGGGAGGAGGGGGGUCGUGGGGGGCUGGAGGAGGAGGAGAAAGAGGAGCGGGAGCGGGAGCAGGAGGAGGAGCAGGAGGAGGAGGAGGAGGAGGAGGAGGAGGAGGAGGAGGAGGAGGAGGAGGAGGAGGAGGAGGAGGAGGAGGAGGAGGAGGAGGAGGUGGUGGGGUGGAAGGGACGAAGGUGGUGGUGAGGGAAGCGGUUUCGUAUGUGCAGCUGCAUGCGCGUGCCCUGCUGAUCGCGAGGUUCGUUGCCAAGAAGCUUCCUCGCCCUGCUCUCAUCCCGGCGUCGCACCGGGGUAGCAGCCACAGCACCCCUGCCGCCACCCCCAAGGCCGCCUCCUCUGCUGCCGCCGCCGCUGCUGCUGCUGCUGCUACGGCCGCUGCUGCUGCUGCUGCUGCUGCUGCCAACGGCACGGGUGUUUCUGUUGGUUCCCCAACCGUUUCAGCAACGCCAGCAGCAGGAGGAGGGGCAGGAGCAGGGGCGAACAUAGCAGCAGCGGCAGCAGCAGCAGCAGCAGUGGGGGCAAGCCGUGCGAGACCAGAGGUGCAGCUAGUGGGGGUGUGUAUGGAGAGAGGGGUGGAUUGGGUAGCAGCUAUUCUUGGGAUUAUGAUGGCUGGACGGGCGUAUGUGCCUCUGGAUCCCUCCCUGCCACGUGGCAAGCUGGAGGAGAUUGUGGAGGAGUCCGGGAUCAUGCUCGUGCUGACGUCGCGCCACCUGGCGGAUGCGCUGAUGUGGAUGACUCCACGCUCGCCACGUGGCGCGGCCGCCACAUCAGCGUCAAGUCCGCGAGCGGCCAAUCAGGGAGGGCCAGAGGAGGUAGGUCAGAGGCAGGAUCAGCAGCAGGAGGAGCGGCGGCGGCGGCACCAUCUGUUGAAACACAAACGGGCUGGAAGCUCGGGAAGUUCAGGGAAGGCGGAAUCAAGAGGAGAGGCUGGUAUGAGCGACAGUAGAAUCAGCAUCAGCAGCGAUCGGAGGACUGGAGUGGCGAUUUUCUUCCCCAGCAGCAGCAGCAUGGGUGCCGCUGACAGCAAUCACAGCAGUUGUAUUUCAGGCGAGGGGCGUUGGGCGAGGGCGCUGCCUGUGUGGGCGGUAGAGGAGGUAAUCGAAGGGGAGGUGGAGGAGGAGAGGGCGGAGCGAGCGCUGCUGGGAGACUGGGGGCCUGGAGAUGAAGGGAUGACUGGUAGAGAUGCAGGAGCAGGAGGGGUAGGGCCUGGGGCUGGUGUGGGGGCGAGUGCAGGUGUGAGUGCAGGGAGUGCGGGAUUGGAUGUGCUGGUGGGGUUGAGACCGAGGGCGAGUGGGACGUGCUGUGUGGUGUAUCGAGAGAAUGAGGUGGGGCGCGUGCGGGGCGUGGUGUUGCAGCACCAAGGGGUGGUCAACAUGGUGCAUUGCUUUAGACACAGAUUGCCUGCCGAACACUCUGCUGCUGCUGCUGCUGCUGCUGCUGCUGCUGCUGCUGCUGGUUCGAAUCCUGCUCCUGCCACUGUUGCGCCUGCCACUGCGGCUACAGGUGCUACAGCUGCUACUGCUGCGGCGGCUGUAGCGGCGGCUACAGCGGCGGCGGCUGCUACAGCGGGAGCCGCUCCCCCUGUGGAUGUGAGGGCGCAGAUCUCCCCCGCGCACCUGCCAGCGCACCUCUUUGAGCUGUUCACAGCAUUCGAUGUCGGCGCCGCUGCUGCCAUCUGCCCCUCGCCCCUCGAACCCCAUUCGCCGCACAGCUCUGCUCCUUAUAACGAAUCUGCUUUUAGCGGAGCAGGAGGAGCAGGGGCUCUUGCUGCUGCUGCUGCUGCUGCUGCUCAUGAGUCUGCUGUGGUUCACGCACAGGCAUGUGCGGAACUUUCCUCAGAAGCUUCUCUCCUGGGUGUUUCUGGGCUGCUCACACUGCCAAGUGUCGCGAUGUGGUUGGAGCCCCGGUCGCUCCCGAGCCUGCGCUGGGUGGCCUUCUCAGGCGAGCCCGUACCUAGAGCUCUGGUUUGGCGCUGGCUCCGGGCCGGACGUGUGGUGGUAGAUAUUUACGGGGCUGUCGAGUGUUCCCUGGCCGCCACGUGUGCAGUCUGGCGGCCUGGCGACAGGGUGGCAGAUACAAUCGGCCGGCCACUGCCAGGUGUCCACGUGUACAUUCUCGGGCCAAACCUCGAGCUCCUCCCGAUCGGUGCGGGCGGCGAGGUGUGCAUUGCAGGGAUACACGUGGCGAGAGGGUAUUGGAAGAAGCACGGGGAGACGCGGCAGAGGUUCGUGAGCAACCCAUAUGGCAUGGGAGUUCACGACCGGAAGCUGUUUCGAACAGGAGACCGAGGGAGGUGGUUACCAGACGGGUGUGUGCAGUUUCUAGGGAGAUUAGAGCAGCAGGUGUAUAUCCGAGGGUUGUCUGUAGAGCCGGUGCAAAUAGAGGAAGCGGGGAGUAAGGUGGAUGGGGUGGCACGCUGUGUGGUGGCCUUCAGGGCGCAUGACCCUGGGAGACAGCCGUAUCUCGCUGCCUAUCUGCUGCUUAAGCCGUCGCUCGCAGCGGCUGCUGCUGCUGUGGCGGCUGCAGGAGAGGCAGGGGUGGGGGGAGGGGCUGGGGGGGAAGCAGGGGUAGGGGCAGGGGCGGGGAAAGGGACGGGGAAAGGCGGGGGGAAGGUGCAGACUCCAGCUCAGCAGCUACUGGCGUCACAGCAGUUAGCAGCUGUGAUUCCUAAGAAGGUCCGAGAGUAUUUCAGAUCCACCCUCCCUCCUCACGCUGUUCCCUCAGCUAUCCACGUGAUUCACCACCUCCCCUGGACCAAGUCGGGCAAGGCCGACCGCUCCCGCCUCCCUCUGCCGCCCGCGGACUCCUUUUUUGUCUCUUGUGACGAGGACGGGUCUGUGGGCGGCACGGGGUUGGGAGCGGGCGGCGGGGAUCCGUUAGAGACGGCGGAGGAGCGGGCAGUUGCGGUGAUAUUUGCCGAGGUGCUGCCCGGAGUCGAGGCGGGCAGGUUGCGGAGAAAUUCAAACUUUUUCGAGCUGGGCGGGAAUUUGUUUCUGGCAGCACAGGUGGUAACGAGGUUGGUUGAUUCUAUCGAGAGUUCUGUUAAGGAGGGUGGGAGCAAUGGGGGGGAUGGCGGCAGUGCUGCUGCUGCUGCUGCUGCCGCUGUGGCUGCUGGUGGUAGGGUGCAAGGAAAAGGAGGUGGAAAAGGGGAGGGGGGAGGAAAGGGCGGGAAAAGAGGGGGAAAAGGCAGCAGUGGGAGCAUGAGUUCAGCUCACACUGGGGACGCAGCAGCAGCAGCAGGUGUAGCGGGAGGAACAAGGGCAGAGUAUUACCGCGCAGGGCUGACGUUGAGAGACAUGUUCAGUGCGCCCACUGUCAUGGGCCUUGCUGCUGCCCUGCACCGCGCUGCUACUGCCGCUGCUGCUUCUGCUGCGGCUGCGGCUGCUGGUACUGGUUCUGGUGGUGGGGGAGGACUGGGCUUGAGUCUGGAUGAAGGGUCGGAAGACAGUGAUGGGGAGGAGGAGGGGCAGGCAGGCUCGGGGGAGAGGUUGCUGCGCCUGGCACCCUUCCCUUCAGCCGCUGCUGCUGCUGGCUCUGCGAGUGCUGCUGCUAGUGGUGCUGGUUCUGCAGCUGGUGGGGCAAGUGAGGGGGAUGGGGCGGGCGGAGUGGUGGGGGUGGCGCUGUCAGAGGCGCAGGUGCUGCUGUGGGUGGCGUAUCAUGCUCUGCCGCACCCGCAGCUGUUGGACGAGUGCCAUGUGUGGCGCCUGCAGGGACCAGUCAACUUCCCUCGCCUGCAACGGUCCCUACAAGCACUGGUGGUGCGCCAUGCAGCGCUGCGCUCGCGCUUCGUCGUCUUCUGGAAGACGGCAGAGAGUGUGUUGGAGUGUGUCACGCAGAUCCACACCCACCCCACACAUGGCCCUCCUUUUAAGCUCGCUCUGGUGGAUAUUUCCGGCGCAAAGUACUCCAAACGAAACAAGCUUAUAGCGGGGAUAAUCGCGGAGGCGAGACGGCCGUUUUUCCUGAGGACUCCGGAGGAGGCGGCAAUGCAGCUUACGGUGGGUGGGAGUGGGGGGGGUGGGGGGGAUGGAGGCAGUGGGGGUGGCAUGGGGGGGUUGGGAGUGAGUGGGGGAGGAGGAGGGAUGGGAGCAGCAGAAGCUGGGCUGUUAACAGGAAGAGGAGGAGGAGCCGCCGCGGCAGCUGCUGCUGCAGCAGCCGCAGCCAGAUUGGGUGCGGGAGCGGACAACGCAAGCGGCGGCGGCGGCGGUAGCAGCAGCAAGGUUGGAGAAACGGCAGCAGCAGCAGCAGCAGUAGCAGGGGAAGGGGAGAGCUUGUUUCGAGCGACGCUGAUCCGGCUGAGCGCCACGGAGCACUCUCUCGUGCUCGUGUGGAACCCUCUCAUCUUCGACGGCGUCUCCUCCUCGCUCUUCUACUCCGACCUCCUCCAGGUUUACAAGGCGGGCGGCUCGGCGGCAGACCUCCCCGCAGUCGCCAGCUACGCGGAUUUUGUCCUGUGGGAAAAGGACAAUCUGGCGAGUGCCGGGCACAAGGAGUGGGACCUGGGGUUCUGGAAGCAAGCAGUGGGUGUACCUCCCCCAAAACUACCUCCCCAGCUGCAACCCAAGGUAGACGAAAGCGGGAGCGAAGGAGGAGCGAGAACAGGCAGAGGAGGACGAGUAGCAGCAGCAGCAGGAGCAGGAGCAGGAGGGAAAGGAGGAAGAGCGGCGGCUGCGGCAGCAGCAGUGGCGGCAGGAGGGUUGGCCUUGGCGCUGCGCAAGGGGCAUGUGGAGGUAUUGAUAGCUGCAAGCACCCGGAGGCGGCUCGAAACCUACGCCUUCCACCGCGGCGCCACUCUCUCCAUGGCCCUCCAAACCGUUCUGCACGCCUUGCUACACCUCUGGACCCACCAGCACUCCGUCGCGAUUGCCGUCCCGGUCGCUAGGAGACAAAUCCUGCCGCUCCAGUCGGUGAUCGGGCGGUUUUCAGAUGUGCUACCCGUGGUGACGGAUAUGAGGAAGCAUCUGAGCCCUCCAUUGGUGGUGGCUGGACGGCUGAGAUCGUUUACUUCGUCGAUCAGCCGAGCAUCAUCGUGUGUCUCAUCUAGAUGCGUCUCCCCUUCUACUUCCCGCCAGUAUUCCGCGCUCUCUCCUCGCCUCUCUGCUUCCACUGCCGCUGCUGGAGCCGGUGGGCCAGGUUCGGGCUUCCGACCCUCCAGCCAUGGAGGCCGGAGCUCCGGAAAGGGAGAGGGGGAUAGGCCGGGGUCGGCAGGGGGGAGGGGAGGAGGAGGGGCAGUGGAGGGAGGCGGUGGGGGUUACUCUAGCAGCGGGGAUGACAGGGAAGACGGGGCAGCUUUGACAGCAGAGAGAAUAGGUGCUGCUGCUGGUGCCACUAGUUGCUUACGCCCUGGGUUGGCUGGGAGGAAGGGGGAUGGAAGGAGGGGAGGAGGAGGGGGAGGGGGAGGAGGAGGGGGCGGGGCGGGUGGGGGAGCAGGGAGGAAGCUGUGUCUGCCCAGCGAGGUGCAUGCUAUUGGGGAUACGGACUCCCCACCGCUGCCCUCCCCUCGCUCCUCCCCUGCUCCUGCUGCUGUAUCGGCUGUGGCUGCUGGAACUGGUGUGGCUGGUGGGACUGGUGCUCCUGCUGAUGCUGCUGCUGCUCUGAGACAAAUCGCGGCUGCUGAUGUUGAUGGGUCGAAGCAAGGGCAGCAGGGGCAGGAGUUUGUUCAGGGGAGUGGGGGUGUAGGGGUUGGCACUGACGUGCUCUCACUCGCUGCGGCUGCUGUUGCUGCAGGGAAGAGGGGGAGGCGUGGGGAGGAGAGUCGGCCUGGUGGGGGGAGUGGGUUGGUGCAAGGAAAGCAAGCUGGACUGAUGAAAGGGAAAGGGGCGGAUGGGGAAGGAGGAGGGAAGGGGGAGACGAUGGGUGGGGGCAAGGGAGGUGGGGAGAUGUGCAACGAUCAGUGGAUGUCGGAGGGUGUGUCGUUUGAGCAACUGCUGUUCCAAGUGCGAGAGCACAUGCUGCAAGCCCUGCAGCACCAAUCCAUCUCUCUCCGUCUGCUCGCCUCAGCACUGCACCCCACCGCUCCCGACCCCUUCACCUCCCCCUUUGCCCUCGCAUCCUUCGCCCUCACACACCCGGGAACCGACUCUCCCCCGAACCUGCUCCCUUUGGAGGACUCCCUAGAGGAUGCAGUGUCUCGAAACAUAGCAGAGGUGCUAGCGAGGCAGAUAGAGCGGCUGGCAGAGGCAGCAGUGGAGUCACCUCGGCCCUUGCUGCUGGAUGAACCCUCUGCCAGGGCGCUGAAGCAGGCGCGGAGGCGCGGGGCGGGUGGGGAUGGGGGGAAAGGGAGUGGCGGAGGGGGUGGGGGAGGGGGAGGGGGAGGGGGAGGGGGUGGGGGAGGGGGAGGGGGAGGGGGAAUGGUGGGGCCGAUUGGAUGCAUGCCGUUGUGUAUAGGGCGGGAUAGGCGGGUGUUGGUGACGCAAGGGUCGUCGGAUUCAGAUGAGUCUGAUGUGAGCGUUUGA
This is a messenger RNA of Closterium sp. NIES-65, 8688 nucleotides long. The record is from the annotation of a GenBank genome assembly. Lineage: Eukaryota; Viridiplantae; Streptophyta; Zygnematophyceae; Desmidiales; Closteriaceae.